AUGUUUGAAACAAUGCUGAACCAACCUACUCAAGUAGAAGUGGAAGAAAACCUCAACACGGUUGAACAGAGAUUAGACGAACCCACGUUAGAAGAAGUAGAAAGGGCAGUAAAUAUGUUGAAAAAUAGGAAAUCACCAGGGGAAGACGCAAUUGUUGCAGAACUACUGAAAGAAGGAGGAAAAGAACUAAUGACACGACUGAAACGACUAGUAGAUAAUAUAUGGAAACAAGAAGAAAUACCAGUAACAUGGCACGUGUCAGUUCUAUGCCCGGUUUACAAGAAAGGAGACGCUAUGGUUUGCCAGAAUUACAGAGGAAUAUCCUUACUAAACACUUGUUACAAAUUAGUUUCGAACAUCAUACUGAACCGUAUCAAGCCAUACACAAGGGAAAUAAUAGGGGAAUAUCAGGCAUAUGACUCCGUAAAUCGAGGUAGAUUAUGGAAAGCAAUGACCCAACUCGGAAUCCCUACAAAAUUGGUGAGAUUGAUAAAGACAUGUGUGCAAAAGUCCAAGUGUAUAGUUAAGUUCAACGGAGAAAUAUCUGAAGAUUUCUCAGUUGAAACAAGUCUUAGACAAGGAGAUGCAAUAUCCCCCACAUUAUUUAACAUAGCCCUAGAAUCGGUAGUGAGAGAAGUACUUGAUGAUGAUGUCACGGGCCUAAGAAUUAGAGGAGGACACCAAAUCACACUAGCUGCGUAUGCUGAUGACAUAAUAAUUAUGGGAGAAACCGAAGAGGACCUAAAACGGUCGGCAGAAAAACUAAUAAGUAAGGGAAAAGAGAUUGGACUACAAGUUAAUGAAGGAAAAACGAAAUACUUAAUAGUAUCACGUAGAGAACAAGUACAAAAUUCACCUAUAGUAUUGUAUGCUUGUGGAGCAUGGGCAUCAACAAAGUCGGACGAGAAAAGAUUACUACUAUUUGAAAGGAAAAUACUGCGAAGAAUUUAUGGACCCAAAAGAAACGAGGAAAAUGUAUAUGAACGAAGAACUAAUGCAGAAUUAAGGGCAAUGUUCAAUGAGCCUAACAUAGUGGGAAUACUUAAAAGCAGACGAAUAAGCUGGGCCGGGCAUGUAUGGAGAGCGGAGGGCCAAACAGUAUAUGAUGUCACAAUGUGGAAACCAAAUAAAAAACGACCGAUAGGAAUGCCAAGACAGCGAUGGACAGACCGGGUUAAAGAAGACCUCAAGCUCCUGGGGAUUAGAGAAGAAGAACAACUGGCGAAGAAUAGAGAAUUGUGGAGAGGUGUAAGCACUGCUAUCUGUUAUACAGACAAAAUAUUGGAUUUAAUAACAGAUCCAACUAUACCAACCAAUGCAGAAAACACCUUGAAUAUAAAAAAGGAUGAUUGUUCAUUAACGGUUAAGACACCUGUAGAUAAUACGGCUGUAGAUUACUGGACUAUAGCACAUUAUAAAUGUGCUAAAAUUGCUAAUGUUGCUCUGAAAGAUAGAUGGAAGCAUGCUGAAUGCUCACUCAAAAUAUCUUUAACAGGACAGCAUCCGGAUGAUUUAACUACAGCCAUAGAAAUGGUUACGCUCAUUCAAUCUGUUUUCGACAAAAUGAUACGACAUCCCACCAAGAAGCUUCUCAGACACAGACCAAAAAAAUAA
Molecule: messenger RNA, 1614 nt
Organism: Aphis gossypii (cotton aphid)
Lineage: Eukaryota; Metazoa; Arthropoda; Insecta; Hemiptera; Aphididae
Exons: 5
Coding region: 1-1614 (537 amino acids)
Source: RefSeq, a predicted model, not a curated record